GUUUGUCUCCUGCUAUCUAUCUGUUUUUCUUUGUCUGUUUCUGAGGUUGAGUGAAGCAGCUAUAGAGUACAGGGCGGACAGAGACAGAGGGCACAGAAAACCCUGAAGAAAAAAAAAAUUGGAGGUCUAAUCUUUUAGGACCACGAACCUGAUUCUUGACUGCAUCAUUCUCAGUGCGAGGAUGACCGGCGUGUGGCGAUGCAUGCUGGCAACGAUGGUGUUGAUGUGUGUGUGCCUGUGGGGAUGCAGUGAGGCUGUAGGGGGGGCUAGGAGUCGACCGCGACCCCAGAGACGACCUCGCAAGAAGCCAAAGGUCGACCCCAUUGACUUGAUCCCACCAGCAGAGAACAUAAACAUACAGCGGAUGACCGGCACGUGGUACCUGCUGAACACGGCCUCCAAAUGCUCGUACCUGAUCAAUCACGGAACCAAAGUGGAGCCUACCGUCAUGAGCCUCUCUCGUUCCUCUGACUCUGACCAAACUCUGUCGGUGAGCACUAAAACCCGACAUAAUCACCAGUGUUGGGAGAUAUUGCAGGUCUACCAUCUGACCCCAGCCCCAGGACGACUGACACUUAAAGGAGCUCGCGCGGAGCUGAACACAGAGAUAGUGAUCGGGGAGACGGACUACAGCUCAUACGCGGUCAUGUACUACCACAAACAGGGCAAGACAACCGUGAAGCUCUAUGGCAGGUCUGUAGACAAUCUCUCAGAGCCAGUGUUGACCAAGUUUGAGCAGCUUGCUACAAAACAGGAUAUGGGACUUGCAUACCUCUUCCCUUUCCCCACCUACAGUCACUGUGGCGACGUGGACCAGGAUCAUGUCAUCAACUGUGUCCCCACAUGUUGAAGAGUCAGAUCCAGCCUUGCAGUGUUCGGCAGUGUUACAUAUGUAUAACUGACCACUGUAUAUCCUUUGAAAAUAAUAAAGAACAGCGGAUACGAGCGAGAAAGUUUGCAUACGGGGUCCUCGAAUGGUUUAAUGGUCCACUUUAAAUGUUACCAUGUGCAAAUGAAUAAAACAAAAUGUUUAAAAUAA
This is a messenger RNA of Scophthalmus maximus (turbot), 1039 nucleotides long. It is a transcript of the gene c8g, whose product is annotated as complement component 8, gamma polypeptide. The record is from RefSeq and is a predicted model, not a curated record. Gene Ontology annotation, biological process: complement activation. Gene Ontology annotation, cellular component: membrane attack complex. Lineage: Eukaryota; Metazoa; Chordata; Actinopteri; Pleuronectiformes; Scophthalmidae. The transcript is spliced from 7 exons. Bases 182 to 850 code for a protein of 222 amino acids.